Molecule: messenger RNA, 1227 nt
Organism: Ochotona princeps (American pika)
Lineage: Eukaryota; Metazoa; Chordata; Mammalia; Lagomorpha; Ochotonidae
Gene: CDCA4
Product: cell division cycle associated 4
Exons: 2
Coding region: 317-979 (220 amino acids)
Cellular component (GO): nucleus
Molecular function (GO): transcription regulator activity
Source: RefSeq, a predicted model, not a curated record
UGUUGGCGUCACCCUGGGGCUCUCCGGCGUGUUGGGGGAAGUGGAGUCAUGGGGUGCAGGGGCUGUUCUGGAUUUCCCUGUGUCAGAGCCCACCCUCGGCUGCCUUGGCUUGCUGGCGCUGGCCCGCCGGCCUGCAUGGGUGAUCGUGCGCCCUUUGGCCAGCCUGCGCUCCCAGGGCUCCCAGCCAGUGGAGGCCCUGACCCCCCCUAGCCAGCUGGACCUGUGACCCGGUAGGCUUGGUUUGGGGCUGACCUGAAGGUGGCCGUGCGAAGCAACAGUGGACGAGGAUGGGGCGCUGGCCUGGCUCUCAGACAGCAUGUUUGCGCGGGGACUGAAGAGAAAGAGCGCGGAGCCAGAGGAGGACGUCCCUUCCUACAGCCUGCAGCGACAGUCACUCCUCGACAUGUCCCUGGUCAAGCUGCAGCUGUGCCACAUGCUGGUGGAGCCCGACCUGUGCCGCUCGGUGCUCAUUGCCAACACCGUGCGGCAGAUCCAGGACGAGAUGAGCCGUGAUGGUUCGUGGCGUGCGCCAGCGCCCCCGGGCCUGGGCCGGACCCCCCUCGACCACCUGGUCUCCACGGAUAUCCUGUGCCGCCCAGCCAGGGAGCUGGGCGGGGAGGGCCCCGUGGCUGAGCUGUCCCUGGGCAGGACAGCGGCCCAGGCUCCCAGGGACGUCGGGAGCAGCGGCUGGGGUGUGGGCAGCCCCCAGGAGAACAGAGGCGGCUUCCAGAAGUCAUUGGACCACAUCUUUGAGACGCUGGAGAGCAAGAGCCCAGGCUGUGUGGAGGAGCUGUUGGCGGACGUGGACAGCCCCUACUAUGACCUGGACACGGUGCUCACAGGCAUGAUGGGCGGCCCCAAGGCCGGCUCCUGUGAUGGGCUGGAGGGCCUGGCCACGGGCACCCCGCCCACAGGCCCCAGCUGCAGGCCGGACCUGGGCGACCUGGAGCGCGUGGUGGAGAUCCUGGUGGGGACGUGAGGCAGCCCAGCCCUCCAGCACGGCUGCUCUCCGGCGGGUGGCCAUUCCCGGGAAGGCUGCCCAGUCCUGGGCCCUGCUGCCGGCAUGUCCCGGCUGUGGAAGCCAGCGGAGCUGCCAGCUGUGUCCACCUCACUGGAAUUGGGGUUGGUGACUUCAGAGCUACGUUGUAUGUCGGGGCCGGUACAGUGUCUUACAGUGUAUUUUUACAGUUUUUGUACUUUUUAGAUCUUUCUCGGUUGUUUUGUAUG